AUGCGAGCGCUAAGCGUCGCCUUGGGCCUCUUCGUGACGGCGCUGGGCCAGCUCGAGUCCCUGUCGCUGGCUGAAGACGUCAAGUGGCUCACAUCAUUCGAGCGCGUGGCGUGGAGCGCCGUCCAGCCUCCGUCUGUGUGUGCGCUGGACGCGUUCCACUUCGGCGUCCAAUUCGCUGCCUCUAAGAGCGUUCGAUACAAAGAUCAAGACACUUUUAGGUGGCAAUUAGUCGCCAAGAAGGUGGAGGGCUGGGAGAAUGGGGCUGUUGUCGCCUCCGGACCGCUAAAAGUGGCCUUAUUGGACCCCCAAGACCAAAAAGAGGAGGAAAUAGGGCAAGAAUUGGAAGAGGAUGGGAUCAAAUGCGAGUUCGACCCGCAAUUCUGCACCCCAAAGCUCGUGAACGUUCGACUGCCGCACAUUAACCAGGAGAACGAAGAUGGAACCUCUCUACGGGAAGGUCACACCAUGGAGCUGGAGUUCCAGCAGCCUACGAACCGACCGGAUGCGAGUUCCAAGCAGCAGAUUGAGCAGUUCGUGGUUUUCACGGAAUAUAUUGGAGAUGAACUGGUGGGGACCUGGUCGGACGAUGGACGGGUGCUGGUGAUUCAGAUUGUGAAAAUUGAUGAAGAGAAGGGCUGUUUCUGA
Molecule: messenger RNA, 645 nt
Organism: Phytophthora sojae
Lineage: Eukaryota; Oomycota; Peronosporomycetes; Peronosporales; Peronosporaceae
Exons: 2
Coding region: 1-645 (214 amino acids)
Source: RefSeq, a predicted model, not a curated record